GUCUGCCACCACUAAUUUUUUAUAUCUGUCGCGUUGUCAAAUUAAAAGAAAUUGUUGUUUGUUAUUAACGUUCUUGCGAAGCAUUCUUAAAAGCACAGCGAUUUGAAAAGCCACCGAAAAUGGCCAAGAAAGACGACAAAGCCCAACCUGCCGAAGAACUGGUGAAGGUGAACAAGUGGGAUGGCUCUGCAGUGAAGCAUGCGCUGGACGAUGCCGUCAAAACCUGCCUAUUGGGAGAUCGUCCCCAGCUGAAGGAACAAUUCGGCUUGGUCAACACGCGUCUCGUUCUCUGUGCCUUGGCCGUUGGUGUCGCCAUUAUGGCUCAUGCCUGGGACUUUACCCAUCCGUUCCCCCAAUCACGGCCCGUUCUGCUCUUCAGCGUUCUUGCCUAUUUUGCCUUAAUGGGCGUGCUGACGCUGCACACGACAUUCCGGGAGAAGGGCACGUUUGCCGUGGCCGUUCAGAAGGAUGCGUCGAACAAGUCACGCACCUGGGAGGCCAGUUCCGAUAUGAAGAAGUACGACGACAAAUACAUUCUGACAUUGAGUGUGCGCGAUGGUCGUGGACAGCGUGAACAGACGAGCAGCAAAUCGUGUGCCGCAUUUAUUGAUAGCAAUGGAAUCAUUCUCGAACAUCUGGUUGCCAAUGAGGUCAAUCGAUUGUUCAACUCGCUGGCUGCCGAGAAGAAGGACAAGUAACUAGUGCAAUGCACGAAAGAGCCGCAACUGGAGGAGCAAUUGCAACAGUCGCUAAUGGUCACUGUCUAAACACAAUUUCUCGUCGGGAGUUUCCAGCGAUUCCAGGUUUUUUUUUUUCUUCUAUCCUUUUGCAAUGCAUUUCUCCUACUUUUUUUAGACACACAUAUUCGCAUUAAAUUAAUUAUAGUAAAUUAA
Molecule: messenger RNA, 893 nt
Organism: Drosophila nasuta
Lineage: Eukaryota; Metazoa; Arthropoda; Insecta; Diptera; Drosophilidae
Gene: Spase25
Product: Signal peptidase complex subunit Spase25
Exons: 2
Coding region: 120-698 (192 amino acids)
Biological process (GO): protein targeting to ER
Cellular component (GO): membrane; signal peptidase complex
Source: RefSeq, a predicted model, not a curated record